Closterium sp. Naga37s-1 is the source of this 702-nucleotide messenger RNA. Lineage: Eukaryota; Viridiplantae; Streptophyta; Zygnematophyceae; Desmidiales; Closteriaceae. The record is from the annotation of a GenBank genome assembly.
AUGGUUCCAGUGCGGCCCCGCACGUCGAGGCAGAUCUUCGCCCAGCCAGUCGCAGUCGUCGCCGCCCUUUUCGCCAGCCUAUCGCUCCUGUCGCAUGCGACGGCGGCGUCGUCCGGCAAGAAAUGCGACAUCACUGUCGGAUCAUGGGUUCCUUCGUCGAAGUAUCCGCAGUAUCAGAACGACUGUCCGUACAUCACGGAUAACUUCAACUGCAUCAAGAACGGACGGCCGGAUGGCGACUUCCAGCACCUCAUCUGGAAACCCAACGGUUGUGAUCUGACCAUAUUCAAUCCCAAGUCGUUUGCGGCUCGGUUUGUGGGCCAAGCGGUUGCUAUAGCGGGUGACAGCACCGGACAGUACCUUUACCAAUCACUGCGAUGCCGCAUUAGCCAACACUACACUACAGAGGACUGGGAUCCGAAACUAGCUGGGUGGACGGGCCAGGGCUUUAAGGUGAAGCUGCUGGGCACACGAGUCAUUCUGGUGGACACUCCCUUCCUCAUGGAGGCAUGGCCGGAUGUGGAGGUGAGAAUUGCUGCUGUGGAGCAUGCAUGCCACAUGGCAUGUGGGCAUGCUCCGUUCCUCAUGGAGGCAUGGCCGGAUGUGGAGGGCGAAUCUAAAGCCUCGCACUUCUGGCACGUGCAGCUGGGCACCAUCAGCCUCAAGAUCCUCGAGAUGCUCCCCCCUUGUUUCCAGGCUUAA